Messenger RNA from Cydia pomonella (codling moth), 6310 nucleotides. It is a transcript of the gene Ire1, whose product is annotated as serine/threonine-protein kinase/endoribonuclease IRE1. The record is from RefSeq and is a predicted model, not a curated record. Gene Ontology annotation, cellular component: IRE1-TRAF2-ASK1 complex. The coding region runs from base 165 to 3203 and encodes 1012 amino acids. Gene Ontology annotation, biological process: protein phosphorylation; IRE1-mediated unfolded protein response; mRNA processing. Gene Ontology annotation, molecular function: ATP binding; RNA endonuclease activity; protein serine/threonine kinase activity. Lineage: Eukaryota; Metazoa; Arthropoda; Insecta; Lepidoptera; Tortricidae. The transcript is spliced from 14 exons.
UUUGCUGUUUUUCUGUCAAUGUCAAAAGUACAUAAUUUCCGUCGAACUUGUGGCCAAAACAUGUACAUGACAAAUAUUUUUGUAUUAGCUUUGUUUCGUUGUUUUUGUCUAAAAUAAUGUGAUUUAAUAUUUGUGUUUACUAAGGUGUAUUGAAAUAGAAAAAGAUGAAGAGGUUGUUGUUUAUAACGCUGUUUGUGUUCGGGUCUUACGGCCUUGGAUCUAUAGUGGACAAGAAAUCGAAGGAGAGCACAGAGUUGUCGCGAGCGCGUGACGACCGGCCCCUGUUGUUUGCUACAUUAGGAGGCGGCAUGGUGGCUGUGGAGCCACACUCCGGGAAUAUUAUUUGGAAACUCAAAGAUGAACCAGUCGUAAAAGUCCCCAACCAGCAUGACGGCCUCAUGCCCCAGUUCCUGCCGGAUCCCCGCCACGGCUUCCUAUACAUGUACGGACCGCGGGGCGACCAGCAGAUGCUCAAGAAAAUGCCCCUGACGAUACCGGAGCUCGUGGCCAACGCCCCUUGCAGGUCUACAGAGGGCAUCCUUUAUACGGGGAAGAAGAGUGAUACGUGGUUCAUUCUUGAUCCAUUGACUGGUUCACGGGAACAUGUUUCAGGUUUUGACAAGGCAAAGAUUUUCAAUAGCGACGAAGCGGACACAUGUUUUCCAGACAAAAAGCGUGGUAUCUACGUCGCGCGCACAGAAUAUAAUAUACUGAUGCAGGACUCGAAACAUGAAGAUCAGAAGUGGAAUGUUACCUUCUUUGACUACUCGUCGCUCGCCAUGGGCAAGGAGAUGAUUAAUGAUUACGGCAUAAUCCACUUCACAUCGACAUCCAACGGUCGCGUGAUGUCCUUCGACCGCAAGACCGGCGACCUGGUGUGGUCGCACCACUUCGAGACGCCCGUGGUCGCCGCGUACCUGUUAGAUAGAGAAGGACUCAUUUCCGUCCCUUUCAACUCGAUUGGAGAUGACACGCUGGACCAUAUCAUGGAGGAUGCCACUACUCUCAGCAAUGGACAGGGGAUAAAAAAUUCCAAUAUUGAAUUGUAUCCAACUUUGUACGUCGGCGAGCACAACCACGGCCUAUAUGCUUUGUCGUCUUUAGUUGACAAAAACACCAUCACUAUAUCCACGGGACAAACGCAACCCUUACUCCUCGAAGGACCAACGGCUACCGAAAACAAAAAUACAGAGAAACCAUACGAGCCCGUUAAAAAUGUACAUUACAAAUUAAACGAUUUGAACGUGCACGUUUCAGCGCCGUACUUGUUGCUGGGACACUAUAAAGUGCCAGAAUUGACAACAGCCUGGUCGCCUACAUUACCAAACACAAACUUUUUAUUCAAAAACGACAAUGAUGCCAUCAAGUUGAUAAACGGCAAAAUAUCAGACGCUGAAAAUGAUGUGGAGAAUGAAACAAAUGAGAAUUCUAUGCAAGUGUCUGUGUCUGUUCAAACUGAAGAACUGUUCGAAGGGUUUACGUUCAAUUUUAGGCCUGAUUUGUGGUACAAGCGAGGCUAUAUAUGGCUCCAUCAGCAAGAGAAUAAGGCGCUUAAAGUGGCGCUUAUCAUCUUAGUUGGACUAGUCAUCACCAUGUUUUGGUAUCUCCGGUAUCAGGCGCGUGAAUUCCAACAGCUAUCCCAAGGUGGUUCUCGUGGUUCUAACUACUCCACGUCCUCAAGCGGCGAAGUGACUGGCCAGCUGGAGGAGCUGGGUGACGGCGAGGUCAAGAUCGGCCGCAUCACCUUCCGCACCGACCACGUGCUCGGCAAGGGCUGCGAGGGCACCUUCGUGUACAGGGGCACUUUUGACAAGCGAGCGGUAGCCGUGAAGCGUCUUCUACCUGAGUGCUUCACGUUCGCCGACCGAGAGGUGGCGCUGCUGCGCGAGUCGGACGCGCACGCGCACGUGGUGCGCUACUACUGCACCGAGCGCGACAAGCAGUUCAGGUACAUAGCGCUCGAGCUGUGCUCAGCGACGUUGCAAGAUUACGUGGAGAAGAAGUUAGAUCACUGCAAGAUAGACUCCGUGGAAGUUCUGCGGCAAGCCACUAUGGGGCUCGCGCAUUUACACUCUAUGGAUAUAGUCCACAGAGACAUAAAGCCGCACAACGUGCUCCUGUCAAUGCCAACCGGCGCCGGCGAGGUCCGCGCCAUGAUCUCGGACUUCGGCCUGUCGAAGAAGCUGAACAUCGGGCGCGCCAGCUUCUCGCGCCGCUCCGGCGUCACCGGCACCGACGGCUGGAUAGCGCCCGAGAUGAUCAACGGCGAACGAACGACGACGUCGGUAGACAUUUUCUCUCUGGGCUGCGUGUUUUACUACGUUUUGUCCCAGGGACAGCAUCCGUUCGGUGAUGUGCUGAGGCGACAGGCCAAUAUACUCACUGGGGAUUAUAAUUUGGAACAACUAGAUAAAGUGUUGCCGAAUGAAGAGGUAUUGUUGACUAAGAUCCUGAUUCGCGCGAUGAUCUCCGCGCGGCCGCAGGCUCGCCCGCCGUGCGAGUCCGUGCUCAAGUACCCAAUGUUCUGGGGGAAACAGUCUAUACUUAACUUCCUACAGGACGUGAGCGACCACGUGGAGAGCCUCGGCCCCUCGGGCGUGGCGCACCCGCUGGAGACGGGCGCGCGGCGCGUGCUGCGCGGCGACUGGCGCGCGCGCGUGUGCGGCCGCGUGGCCGCCGACCUGCGCGCGCGCCGCACCUACCGCGGCGACAACGUGGCGCAUCUGCUGCGCGCCAUACGGAACAAGAAACACCACUACAGAGAGCUAGAGCCCGAAAUAAGAGAAAGCCUAGGCAAAUUACCCGAUGGCUUCAUCACGUACUGGCUCCAAAGGUUCCCGCUGCUCCUGCCCCACGUCUGGAUCCAGAUGCAGCGGUUCCGGGAGGAAGACAUCCUCCAGGACUACUAUCCUCACUCCUACACCUUCAGCAGAACCGACGUGGCCGAGCUAGACGACGACCAGUACGAAGAGGAGCUACCUCCCGCUCUCUGCGACCCAGAAACUAAUGAACUGUUCGUAAAAAGCAAAGUGUACUUUGACGAGAGCAAAGAUAGGAAAAAAGAAGGUUCCCCAAAAAAAAUUGUCGACUGGAGAAGCAGUGAUUAUAGGAAACAGGACGAUGUCCGAUUAAGAGAUAGGCAUUACAAGAAAAAAGAGAAAAAGAAAGAGGAAAUGCCCGUUUGGAGCUUGCCGCCCCAGUAAUAUUUAUUUAGCACAAAUAAUGCAUUGUUUACUACUAUUGUGAUUUAUUUAUUGUUUAUGAAAAUAAUUUUAAUAUAUUGUAAGAAAUUAUAAAUAGUGUAGUAAGAUCUCUUGAGACUUAAUUUAAUUUUUUAGAUAUUUUCAGAGGAUUGAAAAUAGAUGAUACAAUUAUUAGGGACCAAAAUGGGAUUUGACAUUAAUAAAGGCAUCUGGUCAGAAGCUGUCUGUAGCGGUAGUGCUAGAAUCUGAUUACGGAAACACUAUUAAAGUUUGUUCACAACCUAGAUAUUAUAAUGAUAUGACAUUUCAUAACUUGUCUUGAAUAGGUAUAGUUGCGCUUCUACCUAUGGUACCGGAAAACAUGUCUCAAUAUUUGUUAAAUGUUUCAGUAGAUGCAAUUUGAUGGUAAAAACAUGAUUCGAUUUUCUUCGAAAUAAUAAUUAACACAUUCAGUGCCAGCACGAGCUACGCACUACGAGCGGUAAAGCCGUAUGUAGGAAAAACGCCUACGAAUAGAGAACCCGCCUAGCGGGUCGCUGGUAGUGAAUGUGUUUAUAGAAUCUAAGAUUUUUAUAUCUGGGAUAUAAACAUAUGUACAGUCGGCGUCAAAAACUUAGUAACAACCAAAGUAGCCAAAUAGUUCGGUACACCAUAUAUUUAGUAUGGUGUACCGAACUAUUUGGCCACGUUGACUGCUACGGAGUAUUUGACGCUGACUGUACCUUAUCAAUGUCAUGUUUUCUAAAUUAAAUUGCAUAGACUGAAUUGGAUUUUCAGCUUGUUUAUGCGUCUAGGCAAUUUUUGACCACUUUUAGAGUACGGAUGGCAUUCAUUUCGCUAUGACAGGUGGGCCGAAGCUAGUAGGAUUUGACACUAGUUUAAUUUUCAAAAGAGUAACUGGAACCUUGAGUUUUAUGGAAUUGGAAAGAUUGCCCAGUUGUAUAAUUUUAAUUAUUGUAAGGUACGAGGUCCGUUUUAUGAAAGAUUGUUACAUGUAAUAUACCAUGCAUAUACCUUAGCGGAAACCUCUUAAAAUUUAUUGGAAAUAGACUUACGAUUUGUAAGCUUUGAUGAAAUGGGCUAUAAUUUUUUUGCUGUUACUAUUAUUGCUGAGUUGAUGAAAUUAUCUACACAUUUUCCUAACGCUGUAUUUUGACAAACAUUCCUGAUAUAUUUUAUUAUUUGUGUUAUUUAUAGGUUAUGUGCAAGUCAUGAUGUGUGUGUGUGUAUGUGUGAAUGAUGUUUGUGGGAAUAUGUUGAAAUUGUUGAACAUGUUUAUAGCUUGAUUAUUGGUCAACGUUGCACUAAUCGAAACCGAAAAACUAAAUUCAGAUUGAGUACUAUAAAUUGUACUGAAUGAUAAAGGUGAACCUUAUCAAUUUUUAACAAGCAGAUACAUCUGCGAACGAUGCUUCUUAACCUUUGAAUUCAUUUAAAAAUGGGAAAAUUACUGCCCUGGCCGCAAUCACUGCUUGGCUUGCUUUAUCCAGAGGCAGAGUUCAAGUCUCACCCAAGGCAGUACUUUUUCCACUUUUAAAUUUAGUGAACCUUCUUGUUGAUAUCUAAAAGUUGAUAUUCCUGAGUCUGUUCAAAUACACGUAAUAUUUGGUUGACGGUUAAAUACUGGCAUGCCAAUAGUGAAAUCACACGUAUUUUACUAUAUAAAGGAUAGGAUGUACAAUCUAGUUAUUUACUGUAAUAAUGUACAUACUGGCCGAGGUGCUAUAAGCAUUUACAUACAAGUAGGUAUGCAAAUCAGUAAGGCUCAAUAUAAAUGUAUAAAAAAUAUUUUAUUUAGUGUAACAUAGUGAAUAAUGUUCCUGUAUUAUAAUAAGAAAUCAUAAUGCAUAACUUAUUCUUUAAAAAAUAUACGCAGUAAAAUAUUUUUUCCAUGAAUGAUGUUAAUAAGUUGAGACAUGAAAAUAAACAUAGUAACUCCAGUGAUCAGCAAAUGUUGAUGUGAGUUAAAACUGCUUUCUCUUUUUUAGGGUUCCGUAGUCCUAGGAACCCUUAUGGUUUCGCCAUGUCCGUCUGUCCGUCCGUCCGCGGCUUUGCUCAGUGAUCGUCAGUGCUAAAAAGCUGCAAUUUGGCAUGGAUACAUUAAUCAUACAUGGCGACAAAACGGUAAAAUAAAAACUACAAAAAAUAAUUGAGGACCAUACUAAGUUUUUUUUUCGCUUUAACCCAAUGGUAUGGCCAUUGGGUUAUCUGUAUCGUUGGAUAGGUCUUUCAAAACGAAUAAGGGUCUCUAAUAACCAUUUUUUUGGAUAAAGUGAAUAUUUUCGGAAAUAAUCACUCCGAAAGAAUAAAAAAAAUGUGCCUCCCCCUCUAACUUUUUAACCAUGGGUCCAGAAAAUAUAUAUAAAAAAGUGGUAAAAUAAAAGCUUAAUACUUUCAAUGAAAACUAUAGCGAACGUGAUCGGUCCAGCCGUUUUUGAGUUAUUGCAAAAAGUCUUCUCCUCUCAGUAAAAAAAUGUACUAAGUGCUGAGAAGCUUAAAGCCUUAAGCCUUAUGCUUGUAAUUUACAUGAUACUUACUAAUAGCCCUUGUUUAGCUUAUUCUGAAAGAAUGGUAACUACGGAACCCUACAUUGAACAUGGUCCUACAUGCUCUUAUUUUUUUGUAUAUGAGUAUGAGCUUUGUGUACAAAAUAAUGCAGAUCCCGUUUUUUUAUAGAUAUAUAUAUAUAUAAUAUAUUUCUUAAAAUAUGUCCGUGAUAGAUCUUAGGUAGGAUUAGUUAUAUUAGUGUUCCGUUGUCUCAGGGGUACUAGUAUUAUAUGGUCUAUGUCAGGGGUUAUUAAAUUGAAUCCUUAUUUACUUGUAAAUGUUUUUUUAACUUAUUAACAUCAGCCACAUGAUAAUGACUACUAUAAUUUAAUACAUAAAGACCUAGGUAAAUUAAUAAUUUCCUUUCUAUAUAUUCGACAUUCUGUCCAAUAAUCAUUCAUGAGAUUUUUUUUAACUUACAUUGGUUUUAUAAGUUGGCAGUGAAUGAAUAUAAAUUUAAUACCCGAGUGUGAAAUUGAAUAUAAAUAAAAUAAGCUCAAUGUUUGUAUGUUUAUAAAAUGAAGUUUUAAAAUUAAAUAAUUGCUAACAAGAUUUUUUUU